AUGAGUGAUGUGAAACGCUCAUUACUUGACAUGAGCCCCGGUGCUAUGACCGACGACGUCGACGAGGAGCCGGAAGAGAUUCCCGAGAGCAAUGAGACGUUCUCCGAGUUCUGUCAAAGACAAGCUCAAAAUGUAGUUCAUUUCCUUGUCGAAGAUUGGUUCCUCUCCGCCUUAUUAGGCAUCAUCACCGCCGUUCUAUCAGUUGGAAUGGAUGUGGCAAUUGAAAUUUUACAGCACGCCCAUGUGACAUUAUAUGAUAAAUUCCUGAAGAUUUCCAUAUAUUUCGCGUUUACUCAAUGGGUCGCCCAUAUUGCGGUGCUCACCGCGUGCUCGGCAGUAUUCUGUCAAAUUGUCUCCAAACAAGCCGUUGGGUCCGGAAUACCGGAAGUCAAAGUGAUAAUGCAUGGCUUCAAAAUGGAAAAUUAUUUGACGCUGCACACAUUGAUUGCCAAAAUGGUCGGAUUGACGUUCGCGAUGGGCGGCGGACUUCCGAUUGGAAAAGAAGGACCAUUUGUGCACAUGGGGGCCAUUGUCGCAAAUCUACUGUCGAAAAUCACGUCAGCCUGUCAAUACUCGGCGUUUUUCUCAAAUGAAGGAAGGGAGAUGGAAAUGCUAUCCAGCGGUUGCGCUGUCGGAAUUGCUUGCACAUUUUCAGCUCCAAUUGGAGCGGUUCUUUAUGCUAUCGAAUCCACUUCCAAAUAUUUCGCCGUCAAAAAUUAUUGGCGAGGAUUUUUGGCGGCAACGUGCUCGGCGAUCAUCUUCCGUUUCGCCAACUUUUUCGUCACCGCUGAGCAAUCAGGCACAAUCACGGCGUUCUAUCAGACGCGUUUUCCCACCGAUUGCUUUCUCAUCGAAGAACUUCCGGUGUUCCUUUUGCUUGGUUUUAUUAGUGGAAUAAUGGGCGCAUUAUUCAUAUUUGUGCAUCGAAAGAUCUCGAUAUUCCGCGCGAAGAAUCGAGUGUACAAGGCGAUAUUUCGGAAUAACUUUUUGGCGUUCACUGUUUUCAUGGCAGUUGUCGUCGGUGUGUUGACAUUUCCGGAUGGACUUGGCAGAUAUUUUGCGGGAAGGCUGUCAUUUCGAGAAACCAUGGGAGAUUUGUUCAACAACUGCACGUGGAGUGUGAAUGAUUCAAGAAGAUGUCCUGAUUCGAUUCUGAAACAUUGGACCGGCGGAGGAAGUGGAGAUGUUUCUGUAUUCACAAGUCUAACUCUCUACUAUCUUGUAUAUUUUUUCCUUGUCGCCAUUUGCAUUUCAAUCAACGUUCCGGCUGGAGUUUUCGUUCCUUCUUUCAUUAUUGGAGCCGCUGGCGGCAGACUGAUGGGUGAAGCCAUGCUCUACUUUUUCCCUGACGGAAUGCGAGGAUCUGGGGGACCUCCGAUUCAUCCUGGAUUGUACGCUGUCGUCGGUGCUGCUGCAUACACGGGCGCUGUCACGCACACUAUAUCGGUGUCGGUCAUCAUUUGCGAAUUGACGGGACAACUUUCUCCAAUCCUUCCUGUUCUGAUUGCCAUGCUAAUGGGCAACGCCAUUUGCAAAUUCUUACAACCAUCAAUCUACGAAUCGAUAAUCCGUGUCAAGAAGUAUCCAUACCUUCCGGAUCUGCCUCCAUCUCGUGUCAGUGUUCACACUGUCAAAGUGGAGCAGCUCAUGGUUACUGAUGUCAUUUAUAUAACUAAGAACAUGACAUACCGCGAGAUGAAGGAUAUUCUCCAGCUCGCCCCUCAUCUUCGCAGCUUCCCGAUUGUCACCGAUCACGAGAACAAGAUCCUUUUGGGAUCUGUCGCCAAGCGAUACCUUACCAUGCUCCUUCGUCGCCAUGUGCUCAUUACGCAACAGGAUAGUCGCAACAGCUCGCGAAUCACUCCUGCCGAGAUUUUCAACACUAUUCGACGAACAAGCAUGAGAUUGUCUCGAAGAUCGGCACACCGGCGAUCAACGAGCUCAACUCGUGAGGCGUCGGCAACUAUGGAAUCGGCAAGAAGUGACAACACCGAUCAAGUGGAGCUCAUGUCGGAGAGAUCUAUUGGCGGAAACACGCUCCUCUCAAUUUCUCCUCUUCAUGCUCCCAAUAAUGUACCGCUUCAAGCAAUUUUCACUCGACCAGUUUCAGCGGAUUUUCACAAAGAAACAAACACUGACGUCCUAUUGGACCGAAAUAUCGACCUUGAUGAAGUCGCUAUUGAUUCGGCACCAUUCCAGCUCGUUCUUGGAUCAUCACUAUACAAGGUUCAUACUUUAUUCUCACUUCUCGGUCUUUCGCAUGCCUACGUCACAGAUUGCGGAAAACUUGUGGGUGUCGUUGGUCUCAAAGAGCUUCGCGAUGCUCUGGCAAACAUUUAUGUCCGUGGUGUAGUUGCUCCAGCGAAACCCGACCGAAAACUAACUUCCGGUGCUUUUAUCGAUUUCCAAUCGAAGGAACCAUCUACAAAUGGAAAUCUAAUAACAACCGAGUCACCCAAAUUCGGAAACUCGUUAACUGUCCCAAUGGCGCUUUGA
This is a messenger RNA of Caenorhabditis bovis, 2496 nucleotides long. NCBI's taxonomy places the organism in Eukaryota, Metazoa, Nematoda, Chromadorea, Rhabditida, Rhabditidae. The record is from the annotation of a GenBank genome assembly.